Messenger RNA from Ruditapes philippinarum (Manila clam), 3157 nucleotides. Its product is annotated as protein sidekick-like. The record is from RefSeq and is a predicted model, not a curated record. The transcript has 15 exons. NCBI's taxonomy places the organism in Eukaryota, Metazoa, Mollusca, Bivalvia, Venerida, Veneridae. The coding region runs from base 212 to 3157 and encodes 981 amino acids. Gene Ontology annotation, molecular function: protein binding.
CAGUAAAUAAACUACACAGCAAUUUAUAGAAACCAGAAAUCUUGACAAGAAAAUGAGAUAAUGUUAACAAUUGGGAUAAUUGAAAGAACUGGUUUAUUUCGAACAAUUCAGCUAUUUCUCAGAUUGUUUAUAUAUACCAGCAAAAUGUGUUUACAUAUGUACCGAUAAUUCUAAACGGAUUUAAAUCGGAUAGAGUUUUUUUUUCUAAGAAAUGGGUCAUUCGGUUUGGUUUUUAUUGCUGCUGAUAUUAAGUUAUGACAUCUGCUGCAACUCAGAAGAUCCCAGUGAUGGCUUUCUCAUGUUUUCAAAGGUCCGAACAAUCGAGAGUAUAAAUGUUAUUGACGAAGAAGAUCCUGUUUCCCCGGUAUACACCAUUACAAAUAACAAAUAUAUACGAGCUGUUGCUGCCCUCGCGUUCGACUACGUGGGCGAGAGGCUUUUCUUCAGCGAUGAGCGAAAACAAAAUAUCCUGUCAACGUUUCUGAAUGGAACUAAUAUCAAAGUGGUUGUCAAAGAUAUCGGACAAGUGCAUGGUUUAGCAUACGAAAGAUCUGGCGGAGACAUCUAUUUUACGAGUAGUACCGAAUCUCGUAUCAGCAAGAUUAAUGUCAAUAUCGCAUUGAAUGACGUCACCACUAAACCGGAAGUUCUAAUACAACAACCAGAAGAGGAACGCCCGAGGGCAAUAGUUAUAGAACAUUGCGAAAAGUACAUGUACUGGGUCACUUGGAGUAUAUAUAGACCAAGUAUACAGCGAGCAAGACUUACGGGUAAAAACAUACAAAUAGUUAUCAAUACUGAUAUUUUAUCACCACAAGGUCUCACUAUUGACCAUACAACUAACAUAUUGUACUGGUCCGAUGCAACUCUAGACAAGAUCGAAAAAUGUGAUCUGGACGGAUCCAACAGAAAAAUAAUUUCAUCCGUUCGUCAACAAUCUUUUGGCCUGGCUGUGUUGGGCAAGUACCUUUACUGGACUGACUGGCUCAUGAAUGCUGUUAUUCGCAUCAACAAAUUUGACGGUUCGGACUUUACGCGCAUUCGGGAUAAUUUGUUUGUUAACCCCAGGGGAAUUAUCGCGAUACACAGAGAUAGCAACACUUGCAUCAUUGAUAAAUGCAAAGAGGGUAACCAUGAGUGUCAAGAUGUGUGUGUCAUAGAUACAAACGGGAACGUAUAUUGUCAGUGUACAUAUGGAAUAUUGGAUACAGAUGGAAAAACUUGUAAAAUUGUUACACAAAUAAUCAAACCGCCUGAAGAUCAAAGAAUUGUAAAGGGUUCAACAGCGAUCUUUUACUGUGGCGUGUCUCAAUAUGCCAAAGUCAAAGUCACGUGGAAAUGGACCUAUCGUAAGUUACAAUGGAACCGAGAUGAUCAAAUUUUCAACGACUACAGACGGUCAAUAUCGGUUGAUGGAACAUUGACUAUUAAAGGAGUUAAAUUUUUUGACAUUGGAGAAUACACGUGCACUGUGACGUCAAUUGGAGGAAAUGACAAAAGGUCCGCGUCCCUAACAGUUAUUGAGUUUCCAUUGUCUCCGAUUAUCUCGAUCGCCACCCUGUAUCCAUUUGAUGAGCGUGCAGCAUUUGUUAAAUGGGUCCAAGGAUUUGACGGCAAUUCUCCGAUUACAAGGUUUAUCAUAGAAUACAGGGAGGUAUCCAAUGACAACGAACAUAAAGGAUGGGUAACAUUUAAAUCCAACAUACAGCCGGAUAUCAGGGAAGCUAUUAUCACAGAUCUUAGACCAGCCAGAAAUUAUCAGUUCAGAGUAACGGCUUCCAAUGAGGUAGGAAAUGGAUCACCAAGUAUGCCCCAACCCAUACCGCCUCUUGCUAUACCACAAUUACCGCCAAGUUGUUCGCCGAAGGAUUUCUAUGGUAUUGCAAGUUCAAAGACUACAAUCAGACUAGCAUGGAUUCCUCCGGACGAGGACAGUUGGAAUGGACCACUGUUCGGAUAUUUUAUAAAAUACAAACUUGCUGGUUCUCCAGAUAGUACUUUUCAGCAGAAGUUGGUCCCAGUAUCAAACAGUUAUCCUUAUCAACAGUACGAACUUCAAGGAUUAGCGAUCUAUAAAACUUAUGAUAUUCAGAUAGCUGCAUUUAAUGGAAAGGGUGCCGGUGUAUACUCUAUUAUCAAAGUAGCGACGUCAGAAGGUCUUCCAACAGCCUCACCUAAAGAUCUCAGAGUUCGUGUUUUGAAUUCAACAGCUGUAAAUGUCAGCUGGACCCCUCCUAACCAGGAGUAUAUCCAUGGGAAAAAUCUAGGAUAUAAAGUACUGGCAUUGAAACUAGACAAAAAACCUACGCAAAGUGAAAUGAUUGUGCCGCAUGAUCCGUCUAACCCUAUAGGCACCCAACACGCUAUUCUUCACAAUUUGAAGCCAUUCACGGUGUAUGAAAUUUCCGUGUUGUGCUACACAGGUCAAGGAGAUGGUCCACAAUCUAACACAAAAGCAGUGAAAACAGCAGAAGAUUUGCCUUCACAGAUAGAAUGGUUAGGCAUUGGUGAAGUUACAGAAGAAUCAGUGACAAUAAACUGGAAGCCACCAAUUGAAAGAAAUGGCAUAAUUAUCGGUUACACAUUAUUGUACUGGAGGAAGAAAGACAAUAGAACACGGGAAAGGAUUUAUCUGCCUUCCAGCGCUCACACCAACACACUGUCCAACCUUUCAUCAAUGACCAUAUACACAGUAUCAAUGUUUGCCUCCACUAGUGUUGGAAAUGGUCCGUCACAAUCAAUUGAUGUUGAAUCCUGGAUUCCACCAGGGUUUCCAUUGCCACCUUCCAGCCUUGCAGUAUCACUUGUCGAUACAAGAUCAGCUGAAUUACUUUUUAUACCAGGAUCUGACGGUGGUAAUCCUUUGUCUUCCUUUCAUGUCGAGGCCCUGGAAGGAAAUGUGUCAGCAGAAUGGAAAACUAUAUACACUCAAACGAUUGAUUGUUUAGCAGCACCAGUUUUAAAAGUAGAAAACUUAAAGCCUUUUACCGACUACAAACUGCGUAUCACAGCUGAGAAUGCUGCAGGACAGAGUUUUCCUAGUGGGUCAACACGACCGUUCAAGACCUUACAAGAUGUACCAGAAAACCCGCCAGGAGACAUUACUGUUAGAGCACUCAAUGCCACAGCCCUACGAAUAACAUGGAAGGUAAAUUAA